UCUUUCAAGCUGUUCUUGAGGUGAUACUGUAAUUUGGAUCCUCAGGCUCCUCCACGGACAUGAUGAAGAUGUGGUUCAGGAUGGCUUCGUUGAUGAAUAUAAAUACAUAACAAAAAACUGUAGGCUUAUCAGUCUUUCUUCGUUUUCUCCCUCUUACAGUCUUAUCCGCCCUUCCAGGCCUGUCCUGCAGCAGAAAUUCGCAUUAUCGAUCCCACCAGUUUCUCUGACCUACUACCUCAGACAUGGUCAUCUUCAGCAACGCUUCUCGCUUCGGCGUACUCACACUGGCGUCAAUUCUCGCUGUUCAUAAGGUCAAUGCACACGGGCAAAUUAAAGGUGUACUGGCGAACGGUAUUUACAACGACGGUCCUAAUAUCUACUGGGAUGCAGACCCCGUGAACGAACAGACCGCCACUAGAAAAAUGUACCAAGCUGCAGGCCCAUCUUAUGUACUCCCUCAGGACUUCUCUGAUAACUCUAAAAUGGCUUGCGAAGGUGCUGCAGGUGCACCUAAAAUCAUCAACGUCUCUGCAGGCAGUGAUUUGAGGGUCGACUGGGUUGGAGCGACCAGCGAGCUCGAUGGCAAGCCAGGGACUGGGAACGUUCCGGCAGGUCAAAACCCUUGGGUCCACGCGAUGGGUACCAUGGCGUCCUACAUCGCUAAAUGCACCAACGAUGACUGCACUACCUAUGAUGCCUCUCAAGGCUCCUGGGUUAAGCUCGCUAUGUUCGGGAUUGAUAAAUCGGAAACUAUAUCAAGUGGUCUACGCGAGACGAUGAAGAACAAGCCUGAAGAAUACUACCCCACGCCUGGAACCAGUGGUCUUUGGGGCAUGGCUCGAUUUAUUGAGGCCAGUUCCUCCUGGACUGUCACCAUACCGAAAGGUCUUGCCAAUGGACAAUAUAUCAUUCGCCAAGAAGUGGGAGCGAUUCACAAUCCUUGGAAUGCUCAAGAUGAUACCUCUGGCACUCAGCUAUAUAUUGGUUGCAUUCAGAUCAAUGUUAUAAAUGGUGGUAACACGAAACUGCCCGGGGGAACGAGAGCAGGAUCCUUAUACGCAACAAAUGGUGCUUUCGCUAGAUACAACGUCUACGAAGAUAAUGGCAUGACCUUCGUUGACCCUGGUCCAGUUCUCUGGCCUUCCUCUUAUGCGAAAAGGGAGGAAUAGAGGAUGAAGAAGGUGAAGAGGUGUAUGAAGCACUAGUAGGAAUCAAACCUCUGGUCGACGACCCUUCUCUCACUGGAAUUGCUCUAUGUAUCUUUGCCAACAAGUGUUGUUUUUCCAUCAAUAUCGAAACCGUCAACUGGGCCUCCCCUCCCCCUCCUAGUCAUUGAAAUGUACAUUACAGUAAUAUUGUUGAUAGUUUGUUAUACAUGUUUUACUCGAUAAGGAUAUGUAGUUAAGUCCUCGUUCAAGUACCUAGGCAUCAACGCCAAGGUGCACUUGGGAGAA
Molecule: messenger RNA, 1454 nt
Organism: Lentinula edodes (shiitake mushroom)
Lineage: Eukaryota; Fungi; Basidiomycota; Agaricomycetes; Agaricales; Omphalotaceae
Product: glycoside hydrolase
Exons: 8
Coding region: 243-1169 (308 amino acids)
Source: RefSeq, a predicted model, not a curated record